UACAUUACAUUACAUUACAUUUGGCAGACGCUUUUGUCCAAAGCGACUUACAAUAGUCAAGUACAAUGUAAAAUAAGUUUAAAGGUAAAACAUCUUUGGAUAGGGAUAAAAGGAGGUCAAAGGGGAAUAAUAGGAUAGAGGAGUGAAGGAGGGGAAGAAGGAAAUGAGGUUAGAAGUAGUUAGUGUGUUAGAGGUGUUAAGAGAGUAAGUGCUCUUUGAAGAGCUCUGUCUUCAGGAGUUUCUUAAAGAUAGCGAGAGAUUCUCCUGAUCUGGUAGUGGAAGGUAGUUUGUUUCCACCAUUGGGGAACUCUGUAUGAGAACAGUCUGGAUUGCUUUGUGUGAAUGUUUGGCAAAGCGAGGCGACAUAUCCCAGUUGAUUUUUUUUCUUUGUUUUGAGUGGAAAACAGACAUCCAUCAUCCUGUGUUUACUGAGGCACAGGCAUGAGCCCAGGCGUUGGCGCCUUUUUUCCUUCAGGGUUUUAACCAAUCAGCGUUAACACGAGCGCAUGGGCGGGGCUUAGGCGCCCAGAUACUCCCCAAAACCUGCGUGACGCUGAGAGUCACUGCUGCUGGUUAAAAACGGAGCCGAGGAGCAAAAUGAGCUCAAACUCUUAUAGGCAGCCAACUCUCACCUGGAGAGGCUUUAGAGUCCUGCAGGUGAGCUCCAGGCAGGUGAAAGACAGAGCUGUGUUUCAUUCCUGUGUAUGGUUUAAUUUGAGGCUGUAAAGUUCAGUAAUGCCGGAAAUUAGGAGCUUUAUCUGCGUUAACUCCGUAUAAACUUAGUUAACAGCCACACCAAAGCCCCCAGCAGCAGCAGCCGCUCCGCUGUUCUACAGAUGAGCGCUGAAGUGGAGGCAGACCUGCGGGCGCAGCUGCUGAACCGCAGGCAGGACGGAGGUGAAGAUGAGGAGGUGGAGCAGGAGGAGGAGGAGAUAGACGUGGAGACCGUGGAGGUGAAGCGCAGGCCGAGCCGGAGCCCGAAGUGCGCGCGCUGCCGGAACCACGGCGUCGUGUCUCGCCUCAAGGGCCACAAGCGGCUGUGCCGGUGGCGGGACUGCCGCUGUGCCAACUGCGCUCUGGUGGUGGAGAGGCAACGCGUGAUGGCCGCGCAGGUGGCCCUCAGGAGGCAGCAGGCGGCCGAGGGUAAGAAAAGCCAGAGGAGCGCUUCUUUUCUCAGACGCUCAGCAUACCAGUGCUACAGCAGGGCACCCAGUCUCCUGGCAAAGAGCAUUCUGGAGGGCUACACACCUCCAGUGCUGGAGGACUGGCCAAAGAGACUUCACUAUCCUCCACUGAGUGUAAGGAUGAGGAAGAGGAGAGCUUUUGCUGAUAAAGAGCUCGAGAAUGUGAUGCUGGAGCGAGAGCUGAGACAGAGAGAGAUGGAGGAGCUUCCUGAACUCGUCUUCCUUCAGGCCACCGUAUCUCCUGCUCCAUCGCCAUGCUUCUGCCCACUGUCUGACCCCAGCCCAGCCAGCCUCGUGCCCAUUUACAAAUCCAGGCCUCUGCUGUUUGAGUGUGAUCUCCACUGCCACACACAGGAGUUCAAAUCCAAGAGUGUAGAGCAGUGUCACAGGGACGUCCUUACACAAAGCUGUGUUCUUCGUACAGCAACCAAAAGCUGGGAACUUUGCAGUGACAGGGACUCAUGCCUGGAAUCCUUUCCACUGCCCUCAUUUCAAAGCUCUCACUAUUAUUGCAGUGAAAACUCAGGUGUCAACACAGAAAGGAGCAUGCUAGAAAAUGGCACUGCUGACUCGUCUAGCGCCGUGCCAAAAAGUGUUUCUGCUGACAGAUUGGAUAUCACGUCAAAGCGAGAUGGUGCCCUUUCUCUGAUUGAGGCAAAGGUGCUGUCACAGGCUGAGCUGCCAGAUAAACACUGCAGGGCACCAGGGCUCGAAAAGCUCACACACAAAGACUGGGCCGCUGAAAGAAACCCCAUUAAAAAUUCCAAUGCACGGCCUUUACCCUUUUCUGUAGAGGCAUUGCUGAUGAGAUGAUAAAAGAGCUUCUCUAUAGAAUUCACUUUUUGCAUGUUUCUCAUGCUAUGCAAUAGAAGAAUGUAUAUUAUUUUAAAACAAAAUAUCUUUUGACUGUAUGUUAACAUCCUUUUUGGUGUUUAUAAUUCUAAUUGUCUGGCAUUUCAAAUGAAAUAUUUUUGUAGUUUUAUUUAUUUUUUUACUAUACACCUUUUUAUCUUGUAUUCAUACAAAAGCCUUUUUAACAUGUAUGCCCAAGUGUUUUCUAAUUAAAUAUGUGCUGUGUACACUAACAGUGUUGCUUGUCUGUAUAAAUAUAUAUUUAUAGACAGUAUCGUAUAAAUACUUAUAUAUGUAAGUUUAAUUGGCUGUUUUUGUUACUGUUAUUUUACUAUGCAUUGUAAUAUUUACCACCCAGACACACCCAGACUACAUUUACGCAGCAGGCUUAGUCUUUUAAAGGCUGUUCUAUUUUUUCAAAGAACCUUAUAAAAGAAGAGCCCUGCAAUGGGAAGCAGCUUAGCAUAACACAGAGAAUAAGACAUGAAGAAGAAAUAGCUACAUUUAUUUUUGCAUCAUACUGUAUAUGAAUGUGUGUGCAAUUCUUU
Astyanax mexicanus (Mexican tetra) is the source of this 2584-nucleotide messenger RNA. It is a transcript of the gene dmrt2b, whose product is annotated as doublesex and mab-3 related transcription factor 2b. The transcript is spliced from 3 exons. The record is from RefSeq and is a predicted model, not a curated record. Gene Ontology annotation, cellular component: nucleus. Lineage: Eukaryota; Metazoa; Chordata; Actinopteri; Characiformes; Acestrorhamphidae. Gene Ontology annotation, biological process: sex differentiation; regulation of transcription by RNA polymerase II. Gene Ontology annotation, molecular function: RNA polymerase II cis-regulatory region sequence-specific DNA binding; DNA-binding transcription factor activity, RNA polymerase II-specific. The coding region runs from base 837 to 1997 and encodes 386 amino acids.